AUGACAUCUAAUAAUAUGUACAGAGUUGGGGAUUUUGUCUACUUCGAAGUUGCUGCGGCAUCACCAUAUCACAUCAGAAAAAUCGAAGAAUUGAAUAAGACUCCCACUGGCGCAGUAGAGGCCAAAGUAGUAUGUUUCUAUAGGCGACGAGACUUAUCACCGAACUUGAUACAGCUGGCCGACAAACAUCAAAAAGAGUUAGGAACUUGCGGUGAUGAUACUCAACCGGAUAUACUGCACCAGAUACAUCAUCGUGAAUUGUUCCUUUCCCGACAUCUGGAAACACUUCCAGCAACACAUAUUCGUGGAAAAUGCAUAGUUACUCUACAUACCGAAACGGAACCUUAUCAUAUCUACCUGACGAAAGAUGACACUUUUUUCUUUCAAUUAGUGUAUGAUCCGUUGCAAAAAACUCUCCAAGCUGACCAAGGAUCUAUUCGGGAAGGUCCUCAAUAUCAAGCAGAGAUUGAGCCUUACCAUCCUCUCCUAGAAUAUUCUACCGACGAAUCUACACAUGAACAGCUGCUGUGGCGACCAGACAACAAUUUAACUCCUUCAGAUCUAGACUCAUAUCUCCUCUUAAUUAGAUCUCUUGCUACAUUGGGCAGAUCUUUUUAUCCACCACAUAUUCUCCGUCAGCCAAACCUUACAAUGUCUGCAGCUGCAGCGGCCAGAGAUACCACACACCAGUUUGCUUUAGAUACUUUACAUUCUGCUAAUUAUAAUAUCUCGCAAGCACUUCAAAUGUUAGCUCCUCAUGGACAACCGAUCUUAAAGUUGGAUGAAAUGGAGCAGUGGUCAGCAAGCGAAGGCAAUCUUUUUGAAGAAGCGUUAGAAAAAUAUGGGAAGUGUUUUUAUGAAAUACAAAAUGACUUCCUUCCUUGGAAGUACCCAAAAAGCCUUGUGGAAUUCUACUACAUGUGGAAAACUACAGAUCAUUAUGUUCAGCAAAAACGUAUGAAGGCUAUUGAAGCAGAACAUCAUCUAAAGCAAGUAUACAUUCCAAAUUACAACAAGCCGAACCCGGCUGUUCUUUAUCCAACUGAUACUAGUAGCUCAGCAUCUGGAUGCGAGGGUUGUCCUAAUCUUACAUCAACUCUGUGGUAUGCUCUUGGUCCAUCUCAUUCUCCUUUAAAAGUUUGCGUUGAUUGUUGGAAUUACUGGAAGCGAUAUGGAGACUUAAAAUCCACAUCACUUUUGGAUAAAGUUUCCGAACCAAUUUCUUCCAAUCCAACAUGCGCUUCCAGCUCAGAUUCCAAAACCAUGAGUGUCUCGAAAACUAAUAUUUCCAUUACUGAACUCCAAGCUCGUAAGAACUCACCCACUGUUUCGACUGACCACUCUACAAAGUCGAACGACUUAGGAGUUAAUAAUUCGAAUGCAUAUAUGCUAGCAUCUAAAGUUCGUACCAGCGUCAGCUUUCAUUUUGUCGCUAGUGUCACUCUUCGAAUCGCUCGUCGGCUGUGUGUGACUUCAAGUCCUCGACGCCGAGCUCGUCAACCAUUCAAACGCCUCACAUUUUUAACUGGUUUCCAUAAAGACACUCUCCCGUUGUUAACUAAACUUACUCCGGCUGAAUCUCAUAAACUUACAAAGCGAUUUCGAAAUAUAUCUGCGGUAAGCAAAUGCAAAUCCCGUGGAGUUGCCUUACAUUCUUUGGUCUCACGAUUGCAUAAAACAAAAUGUAGUUCAUCCAAUGGAGUAGAAACAGUUUUGGCUGGUGAACCCUUAUCUAUGAUUAUAGAAAACCCAAGAUAUGCCCCUUCAGAUACUGCUCUCGACUUAGCUGUGAACGGUUUGGUCACUACAUGUGAUUCCGGAAGUCUCAAGGAUCCUGGUUCGAUGCCUAACAGUGAUGAGCAUUCAGAUGCCGACUGUAUUUCUAAUAAGAACCCUAACGCGACAAUUCCUGAUGAUGAAUCGAACAUUGAAGUCAUGUCAAACAAUCAUGGGUGCAUAAAUUUGGGUCCAAAACGUCGUUUUACUGUUGGGUCUGAUGUAGAUGGUGCGUCAACUUUGAUGUACCGAGCCACUCAACUGAUUAAACGUUCUCGACGUAAAUUUUUGUCGUUAACUGAACUUCGUCGUUUCGGUCGUCAUCCUUGGUUUGAUUUUAAUGUGGGUUUACAUUCACAAAAUGGUCUACAUCCUGUUUCUUCAAAUUUAAAAAAGAAAUCUCAUGCCGUCACAACCAAUUCGACUACAGAAACUGAUCUUCCAAAUCCUGGUAUUGUUACUUCAUCGUCAAGUGCACAUUGA
Molecule: messenger RNA, 2259 nt
Organism: Schistosoma curassoni
Lineage: Eukaryota; Metazoa; Platyhelminthes; Trematoda; Strigeidida; Schistosomatidae
Source: the annotation of a GenBank genome assembly